UUUCUUUGUCCAUUCAAACGGAUUGUUCUAAUCAAAUUCCUUUGCUUGUUUGGUUUUAAAGAGUCUUUCUUAGUUGACUUUUUUUUUGUGAAUAAUAACCUAAAAACACAGCCUGCCCCCAUUGGCUUGUUCAACUCCCUGAUUCCGUAGUAACUUCUUCACUUCGAUCCAUCUCUCUUCCCUCUUCGUUACUCUGUGGAAAAAGGGUGUUUUCUUUUUGUUUUGAAAAUCUUUUGAGUCAUGGCGUCGCAAGAAUACUUGGACAAGAUGCAGCUCCGCCAGAACUAUCGAAAUCUCUGGCACACCGAUCUCAUGAGCACCAUUCAACGGGACCCUCCUUAUUGCUGCUUUGCUUUUUGGUGUGCGCCAUGUGCAUCCUACAUGCUCCGGAAACGAGCGCUUUAUAAUGACAUGUCAAGGUAUACAUGUUGUGCUGGUUAUAUGCCAUGUAGUGGUAGGUGUGGAGAGAGUAAAUGUCCUGAGUUUUGCCUUUGCACUGAGGUUUUCCUCUGCUUUGGAAACUCAGUGGCCUCUACCCGAUUUCUGUUGCAAGAUGAAUUCAACAUUCAAACCACAAAAUGUGACAAUUGUAUCAUUGGUUUCAUGUUCUGCCUACAACAAAUUGCCUGUAUAUUUUCCAUAGUUGCAAUGAUUGUUGGAAGUGAUGAGAUUCAAGAGGCGGCACAGUUACUGAGUUGUUUGUCUGAUAUGGUUUAUUGCACGGUUUGUGCAUGUAUGCAGACGCAGCAUAAGGUUGAAAUGGACAAAAGAGAUGGCAAGUUUGGUCCACAACCAAUGGCAGUUCCCCCUGUCCAGCAGAUGUCACGCAUUGAUCAGCCAAUUCCUCCUGCAGCUGGCUAUCCACCAGCAGCAUAUGGAGCGUAUGGACAGCCUUACCCACCUCAGGCACCUGGUUAUGCAGCUCAAGGUUACCCAUCGGCCGCAUAUCCUCCUCAGUACCCUCCAGCUGGUUACCCACCAUCUGGUUAUUCUAGGUGAGUUUUCUCUGGGUUACUGGUUAGUUGCCAGCACUUGAGUCGGGUUAUACCGAGACAUGGAUGGAGCUGGUAUUCAUUUUAAAAAUUGACUGGCAUGCAUUUAUACAAUUAUAUAUUUCAUGUGUAAUUUGCUUUUGGCAUUGCUGAUUUAAACAGCUAAAGAUUUAAAUAUUGAUACUAUCAGGUAUCAGCUUGUCUAUUCCUAAUAAUUUUAUUUUACUUCAUUUUCCUUCGCUCUGGUGUUUAUGUAAAUUUUAUGUACAGCUUUUGGUACAUAAGGAUAAAACCAAGAUUGUCAAAGCUUCUGAUUUCGGGGUUUUUUUUUAUCUUUUUAAAAUGGUACAAUUGGCCCAUAUCUGCGUAUCCAGUGAUAUUGUCAAUUGGCCCUUAUCUGCGUAUCCAGUGAAUUCUAGCGAUUGAAACAAUUGCUUCCAGCCCUUCCUUGAUUAUGAUGGUUGGAUUAGAGUUGUAAUUGA
This is a messenger RNA of Durio zibethinus, 1474 nucleotides long. RefSeq lists its product as uncharacterized. Lineage: Eukaryota; Viridiplantae; Streptophyta; Magnoliopsida; Malvales; Malvaceae. The record is from RefSeq and is a predicted model, not a curated record.